AUGUCGGCACAUUCAUGCAAAGUCAUACCGUCCGCCGCUAUUGCGAAAAAACUUCUGGGAGAAGUGACUGCCGGCAUCAAGGCCCUAGACCAUCCACCACGCCUUCACGGCUUCCUCGCAAAUGCGGACCCAGCUGCCCGCAAAUAUGCGGAAUGGACGCAGAAAACUUGCACUGAGAAUGGCGUCGACUUCACCCUGCGCGAAGUCAACCGCGAACAGCUGGAAGAUGAGAUUCGCGAAGCCAACACCGACAGCAACAUCGAAGGCAUGAUAGUCUACUAUCCCGUAUUCGACGCGCCGCGAGAUCGCACGCUUCAAUGGACAGUCAGCUUAUACAAGGACGUGGAAGGCCUCUCACCACAACUCAUCAGCAACAUGUACCAAAACAUCAGAUUCCUCGACCCACCCGAAAACACCAGAAAAUCAAUUCUCCCGUGCACACCGCUGGCGAUUGUCAAAAUCCUCGAGUACCUGAAUAUCUACAACCCGAUCCUGGACUAUGGGAAGCGUCUGCAUGGGAAGCGAAUCACGGUUAUUAAUCGGAGUGAAGUUGUCGGGAGACCUCUCGCUGCGUUGCUGGCGAAUGAUGGCGCUGAAGUGUACAGUGUGGACAUCAGCGACAUUCAGCAGUUCAGCAGAGGUUCCGGGCUCAGGAAGCAGAAGCAUGAAGUCAAGGACAUGGAAGGCUGGACUUUGGAGAAUUGUUUGCCGAUUAGUGAUGUGGUCAUCAGUGGUGUUCCUGGAGAGAAGUACAAGGUCCCGACACAUCUUGUGAGGGAAGGCGCUGUUUGCAUAAAUUUCUCGAGUGAGAAGAACUUCAACCCCGACAUCAAGGAAAAGGCAUCAAUCUAUGUCCCGGCUAUCGGCAAGGUCACGAUCGUUGUUCUGAUGCGAAAUCUGCUCCGUCUCGUGCAGAACACGCCGCGCGUGAAUGGUGCGAAAGUAUAA
This is a messenger RNA of Pseudocercospora fijiensis CIRAD86, 948 nucleotides long. RefSeq lists its product as uncharacterized. NCBI's taxonomy places the organism in Eukaryota, Fungi, Ascomycota, Dothideomycetes, Mycosphaerellales, Mycosphaerellaceae. Gene Ontology annotation, molecular function: methylenetetrahydrofolate dehydrogenase (NAD+) activity; methylenetetrahydrofolate dehydrogenase (NADP+) activity. Gene Ontology annotation, cellular component: cytosol. The record is from RefSeq and is a predicted model, not a curated record. The transcript has 3 exons. The coding region runs from base 1 to 948 and encodes 315 amino acids. Gene Ontology annotation, biological process: purine nucleobase biosynthetic process.